This is a messenger RNA of Nothoprocta perdicaria, 4148 nucleotides long. It is a transcript of the gene PREP, whose product is annotated as prolyl endopeptidase. Gene Ontology annotation, cellular component: cytosol. Bases 148 to 2082 code for a protein of 644 amino acids. Gene Ontology annotation, molecular function: oligopeptidase activity; serine-type endopeptidase activity. Gene Ontology annotation, biological process: proteolysis. The transcript has 14 exons. The record is from RefSeq and is a predicted model, not a curated record. NCBI's taxonomy places the organism in Eukaryota, Metazoa, Chordata, Aves, Tinamiformes, Tinamidae.
GAUUACCAUGGGUGUAAGAUAAGUGACCCGUACUGCUGGCUCGAAGACCCUGAUAGUGAGCAGACCAAGGCAUUUGUGGAGGCUCAGAACAAGCUUACGGUGCCCUUCCUCGAGCAAUGUCCUGUCAGAGGAUUAUUCAAAGAACGAAUGCUGGAACUUUACGACUAUCCGAAGUACAGUUGCCACUUUAAGAAAGGAAAAAGGUAUUUUCACUUUUACAAUACAGGACUGCAGAACCAACGAGUAUUAUAUGUACAGGACUCCUUGGAUGCUGAACCCAAAGUUUUUCUUGAUCCAAAUAAGCUUUCUGAUGAUGGCACUGUGGCUUUACAAGGUUAUGCCUUCAGUGAAGAUGGCGAAUACUUUGCAUAUGGCCUGAGUUCUAGUGGUUCUGACUGGGUUACUAUUAAGUUCAUGAAGGUGGAAGGUGCUGAGGAGCUUCCAGAUACUUUGGAGAGAGUUAAAUUCAGUUGCAUGGCAUGGACGCACGAUGGAAAAGGCAUGUUCUAUAACUGCUAUCCAAAACAAGAUGGAAAAAGUGAUGGCACUGAGACCUCCACUAAUCUCCACCAAAAGUUGUAUUACCAUGUGUUGGGAACGAGCCAGGCAGAAGACAUCCUGUGUGCUGAAUUUCCUGAUGAACCAAAGUGGAUGGGAGGAGCUGAGGUAUCAGAUGAUGGUCGAUACGUCCUGCUCUCCAUCCGAGAAGGGUGUGAUCCUGUGAACAGGCUGUGGUACUGUGACCUCCAAACAGAGUCUCAGGGUAUAUCAGGAAUUCUUCAGUGGGUGAAGCUGAUAGACAACUUUGAAGCUGAGUACGAAUAUGUCACCAAUGAAGGAACAGUGUUCACUUUCAAGACGAACGGCCAUGCUCCAAAUUACCGGUUAAUCAACAUUGACUUCAGCGACCCUGAUGAAUCUAAAUGGAAAGUUCUCAUCCCUGAACAUGAAAGAGAUGUUCUAGAAUGGGUUGCUUGUGUGAGGUCCAACUUCCUGGUUUUGUGCUACCUGCACGAUGUGAAGAACGUCCUGCAACUUCAUGAUCUGACUACGGGUGCACAUCUCAAGACUUUUCCAUUAGAGGUUGGCAGUAUUGUGGGAUAUAGUGGCCAAAAGAAGGACACGGAAAUAUUCUAUCAGUUCACUUCCUUUUUAUCUCCGGGUAUUAUAUAUCACUGUGAUCUGACCAAAGAUGAACUGGAGCCAAGAGUUUUCCGAGAGGUGACUGUAAAAGGAUUUGAUCCUUCCGCUUACCAGACAAUUCAGGUUUUCUACCCUAGCAAAGAUGGUACUAAGAUCCCAAUGUUUAUUAUACACAAGAAAGGAAUUAAAUUGGAUGGUUCUCAUCCUGCCUUCUUGUAUGGAUAUGGAGGCUUCAACAUCUCAAUUACACCAAGCUACAGUGUGUCAAGACUUAUUUUUGUGCGACACCUCGGGGGUGUUCUGGCAGUGGCUAACAUCAGGGGCGGUGGUGAAUAUGGAGAGACUUGGCACAAAGGUGGUAUCUUGGCCAACAAACAAAAUUGCUUUGAUGACUUCCAGUACGCUGCCAAGUACCUUAUCAAAGAGGGCUACACAUCUCCAAAGAAGCUGACUAUUAAUGGGGGCUCCAACGGGGGCCUUCUAGUGGCCGCCUGCGCCAACCAGCGGCCGGAGCUGUUUGGCUGCGCCAUCGCCCAGGUGGGCGUGCUGGACAUGCUCAAGUUCCACAAGUACACCAUCGGCCACGCGUGGACCACCGACUACGGCUGCGCCGACUGCAAGGAGCAGUUCGAAUGGCUCUUCAGGUACUCUCCACUUCACAAUAUCAAGCUGCCAGAGGAAGAUGGCAUCCAGUAUCCCUCCACACUGCUGCUCACAGCGGACCACGAUGACCGCGUGGUCCCUCUGCAUUCCCUGAAGUUUAUUGCUACUCUGCAGUACGUUGUGGGCCGCAGCCGUAAGCAGACCAACCCGCUUCUCAUCCACGUCGACACCAAGGCUGGGCACGGAGCAGGAAAGCCCACUGCUAAAGUUAUAGAAGAGGUGUCAGAUAUGUUUGCAUUUGUAGCAAGGUGCCUAAACCUUGAUUGGAUUGAAUAGGCAAAGUGUUAUUACGGUCUCUUCUAGACAACAAGGGCUUUAACACCAUUAAAGACCAACCAGACUACUACUUGGUGUAGUACUUACAUUUAAGAACUGCAGUUUAAGAUUUUAUUGAUUCAACCUGCUAUGGAAUUUUGAUCGCUGUGCUUCCCUCUUUUUAGCAUUUCUUUGAAUUUCUUUUCUACUGUGUUCCAACGUACCUUUUAAAAAGCAUGUUCAAAUAAAUAGCUAAGCUACUGUCAGUGCUGUUGUGAACAUUUAGUUUCCAGAGUUUAGUGCUAGUUGGGCUUAUUUCCUGUAAGUAAUUUUAAUGUAUUCUGCACCUGUAAACAUAUCCACAUCAUCUGUAAUUAAAUGUAAGUACCAUACUUAGAGCAUACUUCAUUUACACAGUAAUUAUUUAAGAAUGUAAAUUGAAAAGGUUCAUUGAUAACCAUGAAAUACUGAAGAUCAGGCAGUCUGAGUGAUUAGCUCAAAUAUUUUUUUAAAAAGCUUAGAUUUCAUGUGGUUCGUGACUGUAAUACAGCCUCUACAGUUGCUGGGCUGUUUUUUCUUUCCAAAGAGGCUUACAAGUGUCAUGAUUUCCUCUUCCCUCAUUUAUUUCUGCACAGAAUAGAAAAUUAGAGGUAAAAAAAAAAACUUUCCAGAAACUUGGAAAAAUUCUUAGGGUCCCACUGUAAUCUUUGUCAAAUCGCACAGAUGCUCCUAAGUGUUGCCUGUCUCCUGUCGACUCUUUAACUAUUUCUCAAGAGCAGACCAAACACAGAUUAAAAAAAAAAGGAAAAAUGCUACAGAUUGGCUACAGAUUGUUCAAAUAUAGUUUUUCCUUGUGCUUUUGAAGACUGUUCUCUAAUAAGCCCAAAUCUGGAUAUAUAUAUAAAUCUGGUUCUGGCUGCAGAACACCAAGAGCACAUAGAGUCUGCAGUGAUUUGACAGACAUUUGGGAUUUGAGCUGCUGUUUCAUAUCCUUCCCAUCCAGGCUGUAAAGUAUUAAGCAGACAUAGAUAUUUGCUUGUAUGGUGUCUAACCUCCAGUGCAGGGCUGCAACUAGCUCUUGAUCUUGCAAAGCAAAAUAGAUGCUCCACCAAUUCUUCUUAGUCCCGUUCCCUCUCCGGAGAACGCUGCUGUUUCCCAGUUUUGGAUAACCUGUUAGGAUACCCUGUACCUUCCCAGACUCAUGCUUGUCAUAUUCAGAGUCUAAGUCUGUACUUUGAGCUCAGAGGCUUCUGUUUAAGCAGGCCCGGGAGGAGGAGCAGGUGGUGUCAGAGAGGAGCAGGCUGCUCCUCACUCGUUCCAGAGUCACGUUUCAUAUCUGGGGCUCCUGCUGCUUCCCUGUACAGCCCCCCCAGCCUCUUGCAAUGUACGAUUUGAUUUCAGAAGAGAAACAAGGAUUUCUGCUUUCAUAGGAAAUAUCAGAGGAUGCCAUACCCCACGCCUGGCCGGGCCCUGGGGUGGGUUUAUCUUCCAUUAUGGUUUCUGUCAGGCAUUGCAGUUUAUUUCAGGUAGUUUAUGGACUGAUAUGCUCUAUCACAGCAUUGAAUUCAACGUUCAGACUAGUGAGUUGGGAGCAGGAAGGGUUUUUUUUUUCCUCCAGGCUGUGAAAAUGGAUUCAGGUUCAGUCCCUCUUUCCCGCUUAGUUCAAAGGACAUGAACUGUUUCCCAAGACAUCUGGGGAGCUGCUGCUGUGCAGUGGCAGGAACCAAACACACAAACUGUCGUUGCUUGUGGUAUCUCACAGCUGCCUCAACUGGCCUUCUUUGAAGGUUUUCAUAUCAUUAGGAAUAGGAGCUUUGCAGGGCAGUGUGUGGGGAAGACCCAUCUGUGCACGUUAGAGAGAGGCAGGGGCUGGGACGCAGCGCCCGCAACCGUCCCGUUGUCCCUACAGAUGUUGGUUUGCUCCCCUCCAGCCCUCCAAGGCAAAGCUUCUGCCACAGGGUAAAAACAAUUCACUCUUCCCUGGUGUUUUCCGCUGGGCUGAGCUCCCUGGAUAACUCAAUACUGGGUCGGAUGACCUGUAGUGUGGCAAGUCUGAAAACAUUUCUGUGCAAGUGGCCAUCAGAAGG